AUGAACACCAUAUUCUAUUACCUUCGGAAAAAAGGUAAGUAUUCUUCCGCUGUGACGUUGAAUUUCGCAACUACUGAUUGUCUUUUUGAUGAUUCCAUCCAAGCAUUGUACCACAAAUUUAACAAGGCCAAGUCAAUGAAGACUAAGAUGUCACACAUUCACGCUGCCCACCCAAUUGCGCAUUACAUCCGAGGUAUGCGCAUUCCCUGUUCCAAGCCUUGGUAUGAAGCCGAUCACGUGCUUUUCAUCAUCAAUUUAAGAAGGGAAAGUCAUUGGGUUUUUGGGCGUCAUGACGUGAACGAAGGGACGUUGUUUUUGUACAAUUCUUUGAGAACCGCGAAGAUGAAUGCCGCAGCUAGGAAUGCGAUGAAGGCUUAUUCCGUGUUGCUGCCUUUGUUUUUCGAUUUACUUGGGUUCUGGAAGAAUAGAGCACAAGCUCAUGCCUCAGUUUCUGACCCUACAGCUCCAUUCAGAAUCGUGGAGCUUAGUGGUCUUGCGUCUCAGCAGAAGAAUGAUUGUGGGGCAUAUGUUGCUGCCUUUGCUGAAUUCUUUAUACACGGAAAGGAUGUCCCUGCAGACUUUGACAUCGAAGUUUAUCGUACCCGACUUGCUUCACUUUUCUACUCGUACGGACAAAGGAAAAUUGACGAAAGUAUUGACAGCGAGGAUGAGAAGCAAACCAAGUCUUCUAAGGCAUCUAAAUUGAAGAAAUAA
Molecule: messenger RNA, 714 nt
Organism: Cannabis sativa
Lineage: Eukaryota; Viridiplantae; Streptophyta; Magnoliopsida; Rosales; Cannabaceae
Exons: 2
Coding region: 1-714 (237 amino acids)
Biological process (GO): proteolysis
Molecular function (GO): cysteine-type peptidase activity
Source: RefSeq, a predicted model, not a curated record